UUACCAGGUGAAGUGGGAGGCUGGAUUGCAGAUCGUGCCUGACAAGUGGGGCUCUCUUCUAGCAUACCUAGAUCUGGCAGGUGGUGACUAGAUUGUGAGCCAGCUGCUGGGGGUGGGGAGGGUGCGCGUGUGUGUGUUGGCUUGACUCCUUGCCCAACUCUGCUCCUCCGCUGAAGGCCCCCGCACCUACUUAAUAUCAUCUAAAGCCUCUUCAAAGCUAUAACAUGCUGUACACAUGCCUACAUGCGUCCCAAGUCUUAGCACAGCUACACAGGAACAGGCAUUACCGUUGGCCCAUGGGGCAGCCAUGCCUCAAUGGAGGAAGCCCUUUGUGAGUGAGAGGUAUUUCUCUGCUUCUUGCUGUUUAACCCAUUCAGCUCUGCCUUCCUGCCUUGUUAAACGCUGCAGGCAGAAGGCGAUGGAGGGCAGGGGGCCAGGUGGAUUUGGACUCCCUAGGACCAGCUGGUGGAAGAACCAGUUUUCACUUUCCUGCAGACAUUUCUCCUGAGUCCUGCUAUGACAGCCCCUGUGCUGGUUGCAAGAACAAAACCAGGUAAGAAUUGAACUUGGAGAUCCGCUGUGGGGGCUCUGAAUACAGAGAGGCGUGGAAAUGGUCUAAUGUUACAGAAUGUGCAGUUCUCCCUCCCUUUCCUGAGUUGUCUGAAAUGCCAUUGUCCCAUGCCCCAUGAGACGCUCUGACAGGCAUCUGUGUAGUAAAAUCAGGGCUGUCAACUCUCCAUCAUUCAGUGGCGGUCACCUCCAACAUGCCCUUACAGUUCUCGUUCAGUCAGAUCUGCCUUUAAACCUACAUUUGUCUCCAGGGGGAGGGAGGGAUAUUUUACAGCUGGCCUGGGAGUCUUGAGCCCUGCUGGUGUGAGCAGGAGGUUCUGCUUGCUCGGGGCUUUCCUACACUUGGCUGCAGAGUGGGAAUGCUGAACAGCAGCUCUGCUCUACUAGCCUUGAGCUUGUGGAUGGAGUGAAGGAGAUCAUUUCAUAUUCCUACCCCAGAAAAAUCCCCAGUCUGGUUGUCCAAGGAGGUGAGGAUCCCUCUCUGUCCAGCCUGAGAAGACGAUAGAUAUCUUUCCCCACACAAGUGUGGCAAGGGGAAGAUCUACCCCACUGAUUCAUUAAAAACAGAAAACCCCAUGCCCACUUUCUCCCUCCCCCCCCAUACAGGUAAGAGUAUUUUGGCUAGAUUAAGUGUCUCCAAACUUUGCCUGUUUAGUUAAACUGAUGCUGGAUUUAUUUUUUUUAUUUUUGGUCACAAUCAAUUGGCACAAUAACAAAAAGCGGGGAAUGGGCAGUUCAAAGGACUGGUGAUGGGGAAGGGGUAGAGGAGUGAAGGAUGCAAACGAGAAAUAUGUAAUUCCUCUCUCUUCUCCCCAUCCCAUACUACUUUGGAUGCUACAGAUCACUUAUUGGUGUGGAAAAACUGAUGGGUAGAUCUGAUAAGGAGAUGGAUGAAACCUACCGGUAACUGCUCCUCACACUUUCAGCCCACCCCCCUGUUGACUAGCAGGUGACCACUUGAGCUUUUGUUCAGAAAACAGUCUCUGGAGCUGUGGAAAAGCAGCACCUCAGUGUCCAGGCCUGCCCUGGCACUUGGACCCAGUAAUGAGCUGCCAAAUCUUAACAACCAGUUCACUCCUCACCCCACGAGGGGGUCGUGGCCCACCCCCACCCCCGGGACUCUUGCCCCAUCCAACCCGCCGCGUUCCUUGACUCUCCCCUCCUCCCAGGGACCCCUGCCCCAUCCAUCCCCUCCCCGUCCCCUGACUGCCCCCAGCACUGAGCAGGAGGGUCUCAUGGGCCACUGUAGUGGGUGCCUACCCCACCCCUAAGAGCCAGAGGGACCUGCCAGGGGGGCGAGGUGUGGAGUCCUGAUGGUGCUUACCUGGGGCAGCUCCCAGGAAGCAUCUGGCAGGUCCCUCUGGCUCCUAGGGGUGGGGUAGAGUAGCUAGGAGGGAAGCAGGGGGAGUGGCCACUCCCCCCACUGAUCACAUCAAAAGUGGCACCUUAGGCACCGACUCCAUGAGUGCUCCGGAGCUGGAGCACCCACAGGGAAAAUUUGGUGGGUUCUAAAAGGGCUUCUAAAUUUAACAACCAAUUCCAGCAAACAGGUGCAAACCGGCUCCAGCUCACCACUGCUUGGACCCCAUGUAAGACUCCAUAUAUCAAUUGCAGGGGAGGGGUGCCAGAUGCUGGAACUGUGCUUCGGAAUGGAACAUAAGGCAUUAACAAUUGGAGGUAGAGGGGACAUCAGUCCAUGCUGAAAGAGUUGAGGCACUAGCCAGCUAAAUAGGUAUCCAGGCCCAGAUAUCUCUGUUCCUGACAUCCAUUGAAAUCAGUGGGGCUCAAAUAUCAUGGUGGAGCAGGGCACAAACCUGAUGCCACAAUUCCUUUUAGCUAACUCUAGUGCUCAGCUUGCUAAAAGGGUAGGGUGGAGUAGCAUGGACUGGAUGAGAUGAAAAUCUAGUGCUCUCACUCGGUGGAUGUGUUGCUUUGUUAUAGAAUGAGAUGGGGUGUAUCUGUGCGAGGCUUCCUCCACCCGCUGGGUGCAGGGCUGCCCUAAUCCAGAUACCUUUUGCAGCUUGGUUGUCUGUGUGUUUAUCCCACUAAUGUUAGUGUCAUCUGCUAAUUUAAUUAUAGGUGAAUUCACCCUAAGGGUGUCAGGUAGGUGUGCAGGGAGCAGCAAGGGAAAGUUAUGCACAUGUUUACUUGAAUUGGUCAAAGUCUGUGGCACCUUAAUUGAUUCUUGGACUAUGGAAACUGACCAGUGUCUAAAGAUUGUGAUAAGCUUUUUGUGGGCCCCAGCUCAAAUACAACAGGGUUAGCUAAAGACUUCCUUUUUUGCCUGUAAAGACAUCCAUGCAAUAGAAGCCAGUGAUGCAAGAGGAAGGCUGCUGAGCUGCAUCCUCUUCCUCAUUUGAGAGGCUUAAAGGUAGGUCUGGAUUCUGCCUGUUCUCACACCUUUGCAUACGGGACUAGAUCUUGUUGAUAUAUUAGCCCUGCACUGCUCUCAUAAACCAGCCUCUGGUCUUCGGAGCAGCCAUCUGAAGUUCCUCUCCUGUUGUAGCUUGGCCUCCUGUGGCUGACUCCUUCUUCUCUAACAGCAGCAGCCCUCUGUUUUUGGCCAGCGCUCGCUGCAGGCUCCUCGAGAAGAAUGAAAGCUCUUUAGUCACAGAAGCAGUGUCCAAAAUCACCCUUGGCUCAUCUCGCUCCAGCUGCAGCCAACCCUCCAGCUCCUUCCACUGCCCCCACCCAGCUCUCUUUUCCUGCCACUAGGUUUUAUAUAGCAGGAGUGGGACAGAGCAGGGGAGAUCUGUUUCAGACAGAGCUAGGUCUAGCGGAUGCCAGGGAACUUUUGUACCUUGAGCUUGUGCCUUAUCUUCCUGGCUGGAGGGGGCUGGCCCUAUUAAGUGCAGUAAAAACAAACAGCUGGCUGAUCCAAGGUCCAUCCUAUUGGGACUCUCAACUCCUCUUCCCCCCUCUUAGAGCUCCCACAGCAAAGUCAAACAAAACACCGUAUCGGCCCAAGGCCAUGCACUGACAUCCUAAGCGGGACUGUGGUCAUUCCUGAAGAACGUUGGCAUGUUAAAUAAGGAGAUCCUAAGUGGGUUUUUAAUGUAACUGAUGAUGUUCUCUGCUGCUAUCUGCUGUGUUCAGAGAAACUCUGGGAGGCCUGGAGUGGUUGGGAUAGCAGAGAAUUUUCUCAAAGUCCAGUAGAUUCAGCCUUGAGGAGACCAUUCUGAUCAUCUAGUCUGACACAGGCCUUAGAACCACCCAGUUCCUGCUGUGAGCCCGAUAACUUGUGAUGGAACCUCCAUGAUAUCGUCUAGAAACGCAUCACCUCUGGGAACCAAGCUGAGGAAGAAUCCACCAGAUCUCUUAGUAAGGUGUUCUUGUAAAAGUUAAAAUUCAGCCUGAUUUAAGGAAUCAUGCACCUCUUCCCAAAAAAGGAAAAAGAAAAAAAAAAGUCCUAAAAAUGAUGUGUCCUAAUUGCUCUAUCCCACCACUACCCACUAUUAAAGGUGCAGCUCUUGUUCCCUAUUUAGGAGCAGGUUUGUGGGGUUUGUUUUUUGUUUUUUUUUAUAUUAAGGGACAAGUGUGGGUGGCAUGGGCCUAAACAACCUGAUCUCUCUGUACUCAAAACCCUGAACCACAUUGAACUGUUUAGGGUGGGACAUUGACAGAUCAUGUUAACGUAAUUGAUUCUCUAGGCCACCAGCUCUCAGCCUUUCCAGACGACUGUGCGCCUUUCAGGAGUCUGAUUUGUCUUGCGUACCCACAGGUUUCACCUCACUUAAAACUACUUGCUUGCAAAAUCAGACAUAAAAAUACAAAAGCGUCACAACCACUUUUACAGACAAAUUGCUUAUGUUCUCAUUUUUACCAUAUAAUUAUAAAAUCAAUUGGAAUAUGAAUAUUGUACUUAUAUUUCAGUAUAUAGUAGAUAGAGCAGUAUAAACAAGUCAUUGUCUGUAUGAAAUUUUAGUUCAUACUGAUGGCGCUAGUGCUUGUUAUGUAGCCUGUUGUAAAGCUAGGCACCUAUCUAGAUGAGUUGAUGUACCCCCUGGAAGACCUCUGUGCAUCCCCAGAGGUAAACAGACCCCUGGUUGAAAACCACUGCUCUAGGUCCACUUAUUCCAUCAAAAUUAACACAGCACUAACCAACUAUACAGUUAUGCCAAAUUGGCUGCAUGAUCCCAAAUGGCAUUGGCCAGUUGCAUUCUUCCAUUGAAAAGGCCUGGUUGGCAUUGUCCAAACUCAAUUUUUAAGUAAAACAAUGUAGAAAAAAGCACUUAGGCGCGCCCCCCCCACACACACACGUAAGUAAGAGGGAGAUGCGUACUCACUACUUCUGGGGAAAUAAUUCCUUCAAUGAGUUAGAAUCCUAGCAAAAGAAAAAAGCCCAUCCCUCAAAGAAAUGGACGUUAAUAAUGAGCCUGCCCUUUCCUCCCCUUAAUCCACUCACAGACACUAACAAGUGACCUUUUGAAUUUCUUUAUCUCAAAAGGCAUCAGCUACUAGCUGCCGCAUCUUCUGCAGCCUUCUUGUAGCACGAUUAGUAUGCAGUUAUUUAAGAAUGCAAAGUCCCUUACCUGAAGUACUUAAUCUGAGGCAGUAUAGUCAAAAUGGGUGUGGGGAAGGAGAGGAAUGUAACUCAUGUCACUUGGAUUAAUUAGAGAGCUGUCUACCAGAGGGUUUUGGCUGAAGAAUGUCUGACUUCUCAACCACUGCUGAUUAGCACCAGCAACACUUGAAAUCCUCACAUGUGGGGACGCACAUUUAAAUCACAUAAUUCUUCCUCAUCUCCGAGAUGAUGGCAUUGCACACGUAGGUCCUGUGCUACUAUGAUCUGACAGUUCACUGACACCAAGAGACCAAAGUCCAAUGCAGCCCACACAGAAACAGUAGAUGCAAAUUUCCUUGAUGCUAAAACACCUGAUAUGACCAGGCUUUUGCCAUCAAGGAAGUUUCAGGUAUUGAAUUACUGAAGCACCAGAUCCAUCAGUGUUGAGUGGUGGCAUGAGACACAUACCUCCCUCUCUUCCUCCUUGUGCUCCAAGGAAUGAGCACAAUCCCACCAACUGAGCUGAUCCCUGUAAUUACAUACUGCUGCAUGGUAGAAUUGCAGCUGAGAAGUCAAAGAGUUCCUUUGGGCUGGCUGAGUUUGACCCUGCAUCUAAGCCUACCGUAUGGGAUGAUGAGAUAAAGUUCCCAAGCAUAGGCCUUCUGCUGGACAUGCAGCCCAUCUGGCUGCUGAUGCCUGACUUGUUAGACUGGAAGGCUGCUUCCUCUGGAUGGUCAGUACUGGGGGCAGUACCCUCACGAUAUCUCCAAUAAGGGGCAAUAGAACUGCCUUUAUGUAGGCAAUUGAUGAAAGGCAAGUUGGGAAUGUGCCCCUAAUGAACAUGCUCAUCUAUUACAGACCUAGGGUGACCAGAUAGCAAGUGUGAAAAAUCGGGACGGGGGUGGGGGGUAAUAGGAGCCUAUCUAAGAAAAAGACACAAAAAUCAGGACUGUCCCUAUAAAAUAGGGACAUCUGGUCACCUUGCUUCUCUUCUGAUGCCACUGUUGGGAGCUAGUAGAUCUGGUCUUUGUCAUGGGUCAAAAGACACACCAUGAUGCAGAAGAUGCUCAAUACAGUAAGAGGGGUUGAGAGGGAGGGCAGAAGUACUCCAUGGGGCCAAAUCUCCAUGGCAGAUUCCUAAUGCUGCUUAUCCUAAAACUUUAGUAUCUGCAUUUUUUCUUAUUUAUGUUGAAUACCCCUGAAAGGGGCUGAGGAGGGAGCACCUGAUGCCUUUCAGCUGCUGCUUGCUCCUUCCUGCUGGCUUUAUACAGCCUGGUGUUGAGCGCAUGAAGAUUCAGGGGCUGAGUGCUUGCUAGCCCUGAUGGAUGCUGCUCUCCGCAAGCCACAGCUAGAUGCACUUGACCUGCAGUAAGGUUCUGCCAAGCCCCAUGGUCUCAACUCAUUCAGUGGAGAUGGCAAAGUUCCAUUGUUAACUAUGGUCUGGGGUCUGAAUUUCAGACUGCACACUGUUCACCAGCUGUACCACAACUCCCCCUGCUGGCAAUGGGAGGUUUACACAAAGACCAAAGGUUAGAUAUGGCUGUUAGCUAGUAUCUAAACUUUAUUUAUUUGAUGCCUUCUUGUCAUUCAGCAUCACUCAGUGGGAAAGUAGUGGCAUUUUGAAGAGCACUGCUGUUUUAAGCCCUUUUGUCUUUGUGGCUCUCCCUGACUGUUUGUGCAGCUCCCAGGUGCUUCCCUGUACCAACCCCGCCAACGUUCCAUCCAUUAUACUGAUCAAUAUUGGCAUAGGUAAUGUCAACAUUAAGUGUUUUCAUUAGCCUUUGGCAUUGACUGUCCAUGGAGAUUAGUAAGGGGCUGCUGGGCUGUUAUUUCAGGCUGCCUGCAGACUGAGGAAAGCAAGUGUGUAAGUUACACUCGGCUCCCAUUUUAAAAUGUUUUCUUUGCAACCCUGAGAGCUAGAAACGUAGAAAAACUCAGAUUGUACAUCAUCUGAAUAUGCCACGUGGACUGUUAAUACAUGAAGCAGGCUCUGCAUUUAGCCAAGGCUUGAAAAUAAGCAUUCCUCCAAGAUCAAAAGACUAUGCAUUCAAACAGAAAAUAGAAAUCUGUAAGAGCACCACCUACUACUGUCCCUUCCAGUAGGGUAGAGAACUCCCUGCUAUUGUUAAUUUUGUCUUGAAUGAAAUAUUCAUGAUUCUAAGGCAAAGAAGAUUUGAACAGAGAGUUCAGUACAACUGAGGGUGCAAUGGUAGGAAGGGAGAAGUAGUAUUAUUAGAUUUAUUUAAAAAGAAGGGGGGGGGGAUCCUAUUCAAGAUGCUAGGUGUUGUCCCUGCCAUGAACUACAUAAACAAAAUUAGAUUGUGUAUAAAACACCCAACUCUUCUCUCUCCCACACAUCUGAUGAAUCUCAAAGGCCCACCUCCAUGGCAGUUCACACAAAUAGUCAUGUCUUGCAGUAUAUUCAGAAGUUCAAUAAUUCUGGGCUAUUUUAGAUGGGAGAGGAAGCCUGUGUCAGCACAGAGGCUGCUCACAGAAACCACCACCACCAGCCACUGCUCUUUUAAAUCAAGGAGGAUCCCACACAAAUGCCUUCACGGAUUGCAGUUGUGGCAGUGUGGCAGAGUCUCUCUAGCAGCAAUAUCCCAGCCCAUUUAGGGCUUUAUAGAUCAAAACCUGCAGUUUAAAUUCAGUCUAAAAAACAACAGCUAGCAAGGCUGAUCAUAAAUCACCAGUGACACAUGCUGCCAACAGGAAGCCCCGCUUUUAUAGAUGGCUGCUGCUUAAUUUCUGUACCAUCUUAAAUUUCCAGCUAAAUCUACUGCUAUGUGAUCAUCCAACAAGACAACAGCUUGGGAUCCAAUACAACCCCCGCUUUGCGAACACAGGUAAUGUGAUGGGGGCAUAGUCUCAGUCAAAGGGAGGUAGGAUUACUUAUUGCGUUCUUGCAUUUUUCAUAAAUAAUGGGCAUGCCAGCUUUGCAUCACAGGUGCCUUAUGUACUAUAACUCUGUUCCAUAAGCUACAACAAAUGGCCAUGCAUUUGAUCACAAAAGUAUUGCCUGAAACCACACAAGGACAGUAGGUACUGUGUGUGUAUAUACAAAAAGAAAAGGAGGACUUGUGGCACCUUAGCCCUGGUCUACACUAGGACUUUAGGUCGAAUUUAGCAGCGUUAAAUCGAUUUACUCCACCCCUGACAAGUAGAUUAGCGCUUAAAUCGACGUUGCCGGCUCGAAUUUGGGGUACUGUGGACACAAUUCGAUGGUAUUGGCCUCCGGGAGCUAUCCCAGAGUGCUCCAUUCUGACCACUCUGGACAGCGCUCUCAACUCAGAUGCACUGGCCAGGUAGACAGGAAAAGAACCACGAACUUUUGAAUCUCAUUUCCUGUUUGGCCAGCGUGGCAAGCUGCAGGUGACCAUGCAGAGCUCAUCAGCACAGGUGACCAUGAUGGAGUCCCAGAAUCGCAAAAGAGCUCCAGCAUGGACCGAACGGGAGGUACGGGAUCUGAUCGCUGUUUGGGGAGAGGAAUCUGUGCUAUCAGAACUCCGUUCCAGUUUUCGAAAUGCCAAAACCUUUCUGAAAAUCUCCCAGGGCAUGAAGGACAGAGGCCAUAACAGGGACCCGAAGCAGUGCCGCGUGAAACUGAAGGAGCUGAGGCAAGCCUACCAGAAAACCAGAGAGGCGAACAGCCGCUCUGGGUCAGAGCCCCAAACAUGCCGCUUCUAUGAUGAGCUGCAUGCCAUUUUAGGGGGUUCAGACACCACUACCCCAGCCGUGUUGUUUGACUCCUUCAAUGGAGAUGGAGGCAAUACGGAAGUAGGUUUUGGGGACGAAGAAGAUGAUGAUGAUGAGGAGGUUGUAGAUAGCUCACAGCAAGCAAGUGGAGAAACCGGUUUUCCCGACAGCCAGGAACUGUUUCUCACCCUAGACCUGGAGCCAGUACCCCCCGAACCCACCCAAGGCUGCCUCCUGGACCCAGCAGGCGGAGAAGGGACCUCUGCUGCAUGUGUUUCAAUGAUCACAGGAUCUUCUCCUUCCCAGAGGCUAGUGAAGCUUAGAAAGAAAAAAAAACGCACUCGCGAUGAAAUGUUCUCCGAGCUCAUGCUGUCCUCCCACACUGACAAAGCACAGACGAAUGCGUGGAGGCAAAUAAUGUCAGAGUGCAGGAAAGCACAAAAUGACCGGGAGGAGAGGUGGAGGGCUGAAGAGAGUAAGUGGCGGGCUGAAGAGAGUAAGUGGCGGGCUGAAGACAGGGCUGAAGCUCAAAUGUGGUGGCAGCAUGAUGAGAGGAGGCAGGAUUCAAUGCUGAGGCUGCUGCAGGACCAAACCAGUAUGCUCCAGUGUAUGGUUGAGCUGCAGCAAAGGCAGCUGGAGCACAGACUGCCACUGCUGCCCCUCUGUAACCAACCGCCCUCCUCCCCAAGUUCCAUAGUCUCCACACCUAGACGCCCAAGAACGCGGUGGGGGGGCCUCCGGCCAACCAGCCACUCCACCACAGAGGAUUGCCCAAAAAAAAGAAGGCGGUCAUUCAAUAAAUUUUAAAGUUGUAAACUUUUAAAGUGCUGUGCUUAAAGUGCUGUGUGGCAUUUUUCUUCCCUCCUCCACCACCCCUCCUGGGAUACCUUGGUAGUCAUCCCCCUAUUUGUGUGAUGAAUGAAUAAAGAAUGC
This is a messenger RNA of Caretta caretta (loggerhead turtle), 9703 nucleotides long. The record is from RefSeq and is a predicted model, not a curated record. NCBI's taxonomy places the organism in Eukaryota, Metazoa, Chordata, Testudines, Cheloniidae.